AUCGGUAGUCGGUGCUGCGGGUUCCAUCUUUCCCGAGCUGUUUCUACACCUCGAAGUCGUCGUACAUCACAUUCCAGUGGCGGAGCGGCGGCAGAGGACACAUGAAAUAUUGGAAUCGAUGGGAAAGCAUACCUGGGAGCAGACGCUGCGACAAGAUCCGGCCGCCAAGGAACAGCAUGACAUCUCUGGAACAAAUAAAACACAGAUACAGUUUAGGUCCUUCGGAGCACGCGAAAACAUAUGGUGACUAGACUGCCGGUAGACAGGAUGCAGAUUGCGGCACAGGAUCCUUUCUCCGCUUUUCUCUGGACAAGAAACAGACGCGUGUCCUGCGUUAUGUCAGUUACGUGGAAGGAGAAAGGGCCCGCUUUUAUGGUGGGCCGGAUGAGGGUUACAACCAUGCGACGAAUUUUUGAACAGUUCACGAACUACGGAUGUGGACAUUCAUAUGGGGGACGAAGACAAUCGGAUUAAAGGUUGAUGCACCUAAUUCCGAAUAAUUAAGACGGACAAGGGUGUCGGCUCGACGAGAACUGGUCAGUGUCCCUCACGGACCCUUUUUCCUUACGUCGGCCUGGUUUUUUUCCAUUCUUCGGACUACGAGGAUUGUUCGUGGAUCGUCAAUGAAGAUUUCUUCGGGAACACCACGGAAUGACGGGACAUUCUCGAUGCUGUGUGGAAGUGACUGUCAAACCUAACACAGAAGAUUCAAUUGAAGAACUACAAGUUGAAAGAGCAGCUGGGUACUCCCGAGGAAUGAAGACUUAAUUCAAGCGCUUCAGAUUGUGAAGAACCACUUCGAAACGAAACGUCAGCACCAAUCCUUUAAAUUUGUUUUCCUAAGCAAACGGCUGCUAAAUCGAUUUCGUCGAUGAACGAAGGUGUUAAUUACUGUAGAAAGGAUCGGCGUACCUGGUGCAGCGCCAAGGAAUGAAUAGCCGACGACGAGGGCGGCGAACGUCGUCGUCAGGAGUCCGACGAGCAUCAUCGUUGAUCGGCAAAGGCUGGACCGGGUCUGGGACGGGUCGUGGCCACUGGUCGCAUCGAUAGCUGUUCCGCUGGAAGCACCGGGAUGAUUUUCAACGCGACCAGAUCUCGUCGCAGGCUUCGCCGCGCGGACUUCGCUCGACCCGGCUUAACUCACUUAAGUAGUCACAAUGGUUAUUAAUUAUCCGGAGGAGGGCACCGUUCAAGCGAUCGGCGUUGUCUGCAUCUGGCGAUCAAAAUUCCAACAACAGAAACUCUGAUUUUCCCCGAUGGCUCGACUCCAGUUGCCGAAGAACGCAGGAACGAAGAAGAGUAGAAACAAACCCUUCUUCUCCCGUUUUGAUUUUGCAAAUUUUUCCACAGGAAAAAUCAUGAUCGUACGGCUUUCAGACUUCGUGGACGCGUUUGUCGGUCAUUGGAGAGGAUCGUAAACGUGGUUGCAUGUAGAAACUAUAAUCUUGUCCUUCGAUUCUCGAAGUCGUGAAACGCAAGAGUGAAGAUGGAUUUCCUUUCACAUUAAAUCUUUGAUCGAGCGGAUCGGUAUCGGCGAUUCCAUUCGAAGUUUGGAGGAUUUCUAUUGUGUUAGAGCAACGAGUGGACGUCGUUAAUAUAAAUUCGAUGGCGAUUUACUUUCUAUGCAUGUACGGUUCACGUAUUUGCCUCACGCACCCUCCGAGCGAAGGGGACGGAGGAGGAGAGCCAGCGCGAGCAAGGGGAAAGACCAAAUAGUUCUGUGGACGUCGCAUCCUCCGUCAAUCGUCGGCUGCAUGUCAAUGAACCGGCGUCGAACAGCGGCAAAAAUCGAGAGCCAGGCUCGUAGACAGCCUCCAUAGCGCAUGCAGCGCGGGAAAUCGAGUUUCUCGCGUAAAUUUGUCGCGCGACUGCAUCGUGCCAGCGGAAUGUCCUUUGUCAACCGCGAUCUGCAUUCGCAAUGUCCGCCUCCGCCUUCCCCGUUACAUUCCACCCUGCUCGCUAAGACUAUGCACACCGUAGUUUCCAAUUUUUCUGGGACUUACGGCACCGAGGGGAACGCUAUAACAAAAAUCACCGGUGAAAUCGUCAACCGACUUGUCGAUCUUUGAACUCCUGCGACUUUAUGUACGAGUUUCUCACGACAUUCUGUUUGUGCUCAUUUUAAAGAGCGGAGUCUCUGUUUUCACACCCGUGAAUUUAGCUUUUGUUUCGAUCAUUUUUCUCCAUUGUAAAUCUGUGCUCGAAUAGAAAACUAACUUCGAGUAGAGAAGUUACUUUCUCGAGGCUUCUGCAUUAAAACGAUCACACCGAGACUAAAGAAUCUUGUUCUGUAUCGUUUCAACGUGGUUUUGCACGCGCGACCAGUGCUUGAGCCGAGCAACAGACAGGACGUUGUAAGAUUUUAUCGCCCGAGAUCAAAGAUCGACACCUGCUCAGGAUACUCUGAACAAAAAAAUCAAAGUAGUCUCCACAGGAACGAGAAUUUCCUCUAAUGCCGCUUGCCGGAGCGGUUUAAUUUUUGCUAAAGCGUUCUGCUGUAACGAAGAAAAUCCUCGCGAUUCGCUCUGCCGGAAGCAGGGCACAUCGGGCCAAUCGAUGAGGAGUGACUCACACAUACGGUCACCGCAACGAGAACAGAUUAGCCCGCAUCGAUGCUCUCCACGUUCUGCAAUUUGGAUAAUGCAGUCGAUGCUGCUCGUGCUCGCCGACUUGUCAUUAUGGAAAACUGCUUUUGUACGAGGACAAUGGGAACGCAAUGAGCGAAAUUGGGACGCAACGAGGCGGCGAUAAACGCGCCUUGAAAAAUUAGACGUUAGAGAAGGAUUUUCCACGAAGUCACUGCGCGGCGGCGCACGCUGGUCCAGAACCGAUUGUUAACUUUUGUUUUUGUUUGUUUGAGUACUUAGCUAUCGUUCGAAAGCGGUGCGCGACGAGAGAAAACGUUCCGCUUGGAAAGGUCAGCGCGUGACAAAGACGAUCGGCGAUACUCUGUGAAAAUGAUGACGGUCCUCGCGCGUUCCACGGCGAUUAAAGCGAAUUUCCUUAAUCACAGGCUUCGGCCAACGCCGUUCGAGAUUCCCGAUAGCUUCAAUCGCGUUUUAGCCGGCCGCCACGGUGCCUGGCUACCCCUCACGGACGGUGUUUAUAUGGUCGGCCUGUUAGCAACGCGUAAACGCCAGAAAAGGCGGCCUCGGUAACCCGGAAACUCGCGCCGACACUCAUAAAUAAGAUUCAAAUAUCACGAGCCUGCGCUCUAAAGGUGCCUCCAUUGAGCGCAUUGUCAUCCCAGGCUGAUAUAUGCGGCAUUUGUUCUCCGUUGAAAAUUCGCUUCGCCUAGCACGCCGAGAGACUCCCGUCUACAGAUCUAAUCAAGUUCGCGCCGGAUUUUUCUUCGGGGAACAGAAAGGGUAGAGUUUCAUGAAACUGUUUGGGGUCAAGAGUCCCGUAAAAGAUUCGCGUUAUAAGCCACCGUCACCCUUCUGGCGCCAAUCGUUCGUGAUGAAGGGUCGCAGGUGAAGUCAAACGGAAAACCGGCGGACAAAAAGCUGCAAGCUCCAGGCCGGGCGCAGAGGGUUGCAAACGAUGCACAAUGUUUUGAAUGGUACAUGCUAAUUGAUCAGAAAAGUAUGCCCCGCGAGAUGAAUAGCAAUACUUCAGAUUAGAUCUACCAGUUGCUAUAAAAGAAUGAAUUUAUUAUAUUUAGACCGCAAAUUUUUGCAUAAAAUAAAAAUAGUCUGUUACUAUCUACAAGAAAUAGAAUGCAACAAUGUAAUGUAAAAAUGAAUAUGUUUGUAUCUUGCAUUAUUAUAAAUAGCAAUCUCUAUCUGUAAUUUAUUUAUUCAAUUGUCUGAUAAAAAUGCAUAAAAUCCGCAGUCUACAUAUAAAGAAUACCAUUAACAGAAGAACUACUGAGCCGGAAACGUGACCACCGCAUUUGAUAAAAUUGGAUUUACACGCUCUUCGUAUGACUUAUAGUUUGACCAAAGAAGUUAGUAAAAAGAUGUCACGUAGAAACAUUUCGAAAAUAUCAACGACUGUAAAAGAAAUAAUCAGAAAUCAGUCGCUUCAUCACGUCCGGUAGUUCCAGCGUUAAAGGGACUAUGAAGUGGUAAAAAAAAUCAAUAAACUACAAGAUAGCAUUGUAGCUUGAUACGAGAAGUUGCGUAAAAAGAAAUGUACGACGAUUGUUGGAUUUUGUGGGAUUUAGGAAAGAAUUUGGGUUUUGUCCAGCUCAGACGGUUCGAAAGAUCGUGGGGCGACGGUAGCGCCUUCGGCAAGGUCCGCCGUGUUCGCGCAACCCUCCUAACAGCCGUGUAGACGAGUGGUGGCGGGUCGACACAGUGGGGUGGCGGAACGGGAAACUCUUUCCACGAAAGUGUUGGGGUGGAUUGGCGCUGUCCAUAUGGAGGCAAACGAGGCGCCGUGUUAGGCAGCCGGGCCUGCACGGACGCCUUGCCGUGUCUUCUGGCUAGGGAACACAGUGUCGCCGAAAACACGAGACCUCUGGCCCCGGAAGGUGGCCUUUACGAAGAGCCGGAGAGAAUUUGAUACAUAAUCCGAUAGGCCGAGUGUUGAUUGCACGCGAGAAAAAUGGCGGCCAGCAAACCACCUGAAAUGAAUUACACGUGCGAGAUCUGCGGCCUCGAGGGCUUCAACGACGAGGAGAUGAGGUCACACAUGGUGUUUUAUCAUCUUCAAGGAGCCGCAAACUGCCCCUUUUGCGACCUCGGCGAAAUCUCGCCCACGGAAAUGUUGGUGCACGUUAACAGUGCUCAUUUGGACUACUUAACACCGAGCACCCCAGAAAAUGACAUGAUGGCAUUCAUUGAUGAUGACUCAUUAGUGGAUGACCACAGACAUGAUGAGUGCCGUGGUCCUUCACCAUCCAUGUCUCUACGUCCACUUCUUUUACAAAAUGGCUGGGGCAGCUCAUCCAGUCUACGUGUUAAACCACAACCAGAACCAUCGAAGUCAGAACCACAUCAUUCUAGUUCUAAUGUGAAUAAUAAUAAUAACAAUAACAACACUGGGAAUGUCAAUAAUGUGGUAGAAGGUGCGGCUGGUCAUGGUUCUCCAUUACGUUCAGGCCUAAAUUUGCAGCUGCGUUCUCAUGCUACACCAAAACUUCCAGUUCAAGAGUGCCCUAUGUGCCCCUACAGUUCUGAUAGUCCAUUAAGGCUAGAAGAGCAUAUCAAUCGGCAACAUUUUGAUCUCACUUCACCGUCCUUUCCACCCGAAUCUCCACCAUCUCGAGAUGGUGUUUUCAACUGCCCUCUGUGUAUCACUUCAUUCCCCAACUCUUCUGAUCUUGAGCUACAUGUGAACAUAGAACACAAAGAUAUUUUGAGCCCUGCAAAUGGUGCAGCUUCACAAUCAGAUUUGGCAACCGUUGGCAGUGACACUCCAGCCUGUCCAGUUUGUUUUAGUACUUCAUUUAAAAGCAAUGAUGAGCUGACUGUGCACAUUGAAGAGCAUUUUAGCAAAAAAGGUACUCCAUCUCCCAUAACCCCAGACUUGUCCACUGACAGACUGUUGGCAAAGGACAUGGAAAGGCGUGAGAAGGAAGUUAGAAAAUUGCGAGAACAACGAGAAUUUGAAAUGUUGAGAGCGCAGUAUGGAAUGGACAAUCAGGGCAAUUUUAGAGAACAGAGUGUCACUAAUAUGCAGCGGGCUGUAUAUUCGGGUGAAAUGACGAUCGCUGAUUAUUAUGAAAGGCAGAGUGAACUUAGAGUAGCCGAAAGUAGUGGCAUUGACGACGGCAGCUCCUGCACACGUGGACUGGUCUCAAAAAUACGAGCCGUGAGUCAAGCAUGUAGCAACGUGUUGAGUACCUGGAUGUGUUCCACUGUAGAUCAUUACGCCACUACUUACGGAGACAAGGGCUGGGGAUGUGGAUAUAGAAAUUUACAAAUGUUAAUUUCGUCGCUUUUACAACAUACAGGGUAUAAUGAGUUAGUUUAUAAAGCAUGGAGUUCUGGUCUGGGUAGCGGUAGCUCCACUAAAAAUCCACUCCGAAGUUCUAUACCGUCUAUCUCCAGACUUCAAAAAAUGAUAGAAUUUGCUUGGGCUCAGGGUUUUGAUACUCAAGGAGCAGAACAACUAGGCGGUAAAUUGGUCAACACUAGGAAAUGGAUUGGUCCCACAGAAGUCGUUAUAUUGUUAUCUAGCUUGAGAAUAAAGUGUCAGCUGGUAGAUUUUUAUAGACCAACCAAUGCUGAUGGUGGACAUCCAGAAAUGUUUCAUUGGGUUUUACAAUAUUUUCAGCGGUGUGACGAUUUCAAACCACCUCUUUACCUACAACAUCAAGGACAUAGUAGAACAAUAAUAGGAGUAGAACAAUUAAGAGAUGGUUCAAUAACAAUGUUAGUACUCGAUCCAAGCCAUAAUCCAGCACAAAUGGCACAGUUUAAUAGUACAAGUAGCGCACUAGGUGCAAUGCGUUUGGUACGAAAAUCGAUUGCCGCGAUGAAAGCGAGGCAGUAUCAGGUCGUUGCAGUGACCGGUAUCAUGGAAACCGAAUUAGAGUAUCAACAAAGCAAAGUAUUACGUUUGAUCCGCGUGCCCCAAGAUAGGUGAGAUUUGCUGACCCAAAAAGGAGUUAAAUUUUGUGGAAAGAUGAUAGACUGCCUCAAACCAAUUUUGUCCGGUAUCCUUAAAGUUACGUGACCGCAAUGUUCUAGGUUUUAUCAUUAAGAGAAUUUGCUCCACCGUAGUAGUUGCAAAAAUAUUAUUUAAACGAUAUAUUCUUGCAUCUCUUAGCCGUCAGAAAUCGACUGGCUCCACGAAUUGUGUAUAAUCUAAGCCUGCGUCGCGGUUCAGAGUUUUGGAGCUGAAUAAUUCAAUCGCGAAUCAGAGGAAAAACAAAACGAAGCCGCAAAAGUUGUAAUUUCUAAAGAAACAAGUGUGUCUAAAUGUCGCGCGUAUUGAUCUUUUUCUUUUUAAGUCCAUGCUCAGCUCUGGAAAUACUAUAUUAUGAUGUGUGCUUGAGAAAAAAAAGGAAAGUUUCAGUGACGAAGUAUCUAACGGAUAGAGUUGAUUCGAUCGCCAUUUCUUGUCCACAAUGUUCUGCUCAAUUUUCGUCGCACCGAACGGGCUGUGCUAAGUUUUAGUCGACCAAUCGUCCUAUGCCAGUCGGUUGCAUCAGCGAAAAAAGCCAUGGCAGAGCUUGGGAAUCAAGACUCUUUCGUAGCUGUGAUGCUGUUAUCGAUUUUACGCUAAUCAAUCACCGAUUAUAAAUAUUUUUGAAGGCACUCCAUAAUGUCGAUACAUUGCAGAAAGCAACAUUGUCCGCGCUUACCUUCUCUCACCUGUACUCUACAUUUUUAAUAAACUUUGUUGUCAAAAUGUUGUCAAUUUUUAGUCAAUAAAAUGGAAAUACCAAUAACAAAAAUACGACGCGCACUACGAUGAGACUUUUAUAUAUUGUUACAAGCAAAAAAGUUAUUCUCUGAUAUAUAUUUUCGUUAUUUGUUGCUUUUACAUAUUUUUGGGGUGUCUACAAAAAUGGAUAAUGUAUUUCUAUAUAUUGAAUAUAUGUUUAUCUAUAUAUACAUAAACACAUAUUUGCACAGUCUUCGUUACUAUUACAUUUCACUCACUCAUACAUAAAGUACAACUACUUUCAUACUAAUUAUACAUAUUCUAUUUAAUUAUUCAAUUAAUUUAAGGCUACCCGUACAUUAGCUUGUAAGUUUAAUGCAAUGCUGUGACCGAAAGAAGGAAGUAACUACAGUCCAUUUACUUGUUACUUAUGAAUUUGAAAGAGUUGUAAUUGAGUAAAUGAUUAUUAUUAUUAUUAUCAUCAUUAUUAUAUUUAUUAUAUCUGAUAAAUUGUACUGAUAUAUAUUGUAUAUUAUAUAAGAUCUAUUUAUUAUAGUUGAAAAUAUUUGAGACCAUCGAAAAGUUUGACAUACUUCAUUAUGAAAAUGUUAUAUUAUGAUUUUAUAGCUUUAAUAACUUAUGCAUUAAUCUGAAGAAAAAUUUGUCUUUCUGCUCAGUAGGACCAGAUGCAAUAAUUACGACUGACAGCAAAGAUAUAAGAUAAUUAAUGCCUGUAUUGGAUUUUGAUGUAUGCAAAUUAAGAAUAUGUUCAUCAUUUUGGAGUGUUCAGGCAAAUCAAGCUGUGGAAUUGUUGCGCAAGUGUAAAAAAAAAACUUCGUAUUAACCAUAUGUCAAAUUAAAAUAUAUGCUUUGUUAGAAUUCCCAA
This is a messenger RNA of Megalopta genalis, 8167 nucleotides long. The record is from RefSeq and is a predicted model, not a curated record. Lineage: Eukaryota; Metazoa; Arthropoda; Insecta; Hymenoptera; Halictidae.